CCACUCGUACAAGCCUAAAAUAAAAUUCGUUUUUAGGAGAAUCUAAAUAUAACGUAAACCGAAUCGAAUCUUAUCGUUGUGUUUCGUAGUGAAUGUCUGUUUUUUUUGACAGUAUUCGAUAUCUGAAAACACGAUUUAGUGUAUUGAUAGAUUUUCGGAAAAUUGCUUGGUUAAUAACAGUCAGCAAUAUUCAUCUGAUUAUGGCAGACGUUGAUUUGAGUAAUGUUCAAAAAUCGGUCAUUGAAAAAGGAAGAUUUCAAAAUCCAUGGCCGACCUGGAGUUCACCAAAGUUUAUGGACUUGCUCCGUUUCAUUUUCACUGAUGAAGAUAAAAGUUCAAUUCCACAGCCCCAGGAACUGAACAAUGUAUUACCUACACAAAAACCAGUAUUUAAUGCAGAACCUCCAGAGAGUGGCGUGAACGUUACAUGGUUGGGUCACUCGACGACAGUGGUUCAAUUUGACAAUGUCACCUUCCUAACAGAUCCAUUGUUCAGUGAAAGAGCAUCUCCAUUUCAAUUUCUUGGACCGAAACGCUAUCGAAGUUGCCCGUGCAACGUUGAUGACCUGCCACCAAUCGAUGCUGUGGUUAUCAGUCACAAUCAUUACGAUCAUCUAGAUGUCGACAGUGUGAAAUCUCUAAACAAUCGUUUCGGUGACAAAAUACGCUGGUUCGUACCGUUAGGAUUAGCUGAAUGGAUGAAAAGUACAGGAGUAAAAAAUGUUGUUGAACUAGAUUGGUGGCAGUCCGGCAACAUCUCACACAAAAGUGACGUUUCGUUUGUUUUUACACCAGCUCAACAUUGGUGUAAAAGAGGGUUAAAUGAUGACAAUCGCGUUCUGUGGGGCAGUUGGUCUGUAAUUGGACCGAAACAUCGAUUCUUUUUCGCCGGUGACACUGGCUAUUGUGAUGUAUUUAAACAAAUUGGCAGUGUGUACGGGCCGUUUGAUGUUUCGGCUAUACCAAUUGGAGCGUAUGCACCACGGGGAUUCAUGAAACCGCAACACGUUGAUCCAGAAGAGGCAGUGAAAAUACAUAUAGACAUUUGCAGUAAAUCCAGUGUGGCAGUCCAUUGGGGGACGUUUAGUCUGGCUCAUGAACACUAUCUUGAACCUCCAAAGAAAUUGAAGGAAGCGCUAAAGGAUUUCAAACUUCCUGAAGAAGUGUUCACAACAUUAUUCCAUGGGGAGACGAAACAUUAUCCAUCUGUCUAAUAAAACUGCAUAACUGAAGUAAAGAGAUUGUUUCGAUGUGUUUGUACGAUUAGAAUCUGGAUACUGUAGUAGAUACAUGCAGAAAAGCGAGACAGAAUUUCAAAAGUAAAUUCAAUGAGUAGGGUAGCUUGCAAGGUAGCAGUGAGUUUCACAAAAGUUUAUGUUUUUAAGGGAAAUAGAAAGCUAAAUAAAAGAGAAUA
Molecule: messenger RNA, 1414 nt
Organism: Bradysia coprophila
Lineage: Eukaryota; Metazoa; Arthropoda; Insecta; Diptera; Sciaridae
Product: N-acyl-phosphatidylethanolamine-hydrolyzing phospholipase D-like
Biological process (GO): N-acylethanolamine metabolic process; N-acylphosphatidylethanolamine metabolic process
Cellular component (GO): membrane-bounded organelle; cytoplasm
Molecular function (GO): zinc ion binding; N-acylphosphatidylethanolamine-specific phospholipase D activity
Source: RefSeq, a predicted model, not a curated record